AUGAGGGCGGACAUCCGGGAGUUCGUCGCUGCCUGUGACACCUGCUCCAGGGCCAAGGCAUUACAUCAGCCACCAGCUGGCCUUUUGUGUCCUCUUCCGAAGGCGGUGCAUCUGGUGGCGCUGCCCAAACUCCCUACCUCUGCUGAGACAGCCGACCUCCUCACCCAGCAUGUGUUCCGGCUACAUGGGUUUCCCUGCGACAUUGUUUCGGACCGGGGGCCCCAAUUCACAUCUCAGGUCUGGUGUGCCUUCUGUAAAGAGCCUGGAGUCAGCCCUCCGCUGUGUGUCCGCUCUCCACCCGACCUCCUGGAGCAGGGACUUGCCAUGGGUGGAAUAUUCCCUCAACGCCCUGACCUGCUCCGCCACUGGCAGGUCUCCAUUCGAGGCCUCUCUGGGAUACCAACCCCCAUUGUUCUCAGUCCAGGAGAUGAGGCCUCUGUCCCCUCUAUUCAAGCCCAUCUUCGGCGUUGCCAACGGGUGUGGAGGGAAGUCCGCUCUGCCUUACUGCGUGCCAACGUUCGCGCCUGCCAUGGGGCCAAUCGCCACCGUACCCCUGCCCCGUUGUGUCAGGCUGGGCAACGGGCUUACCUCUCCUCUGCUGACCUACCGCUACAAGUGUCAUCCAAGAAGCUAGCUCCAAGGUAUGUUGGUCCUUUCCCGAUUGACAGUGUUCUGAGUCCCACAGCUGUUCGUCUGAAGCUUCCUGCAGCCAUGAAGCAAGUGCAUCCCGUGUUUCACGUCUCAAAGAUCAAGCCUGUCUCUUCGAGCCCUCUCAUGCCCUCUGCCCCAGCUCCGCCGCCGCCUCAGUUAGUUGACUGACGAUGCCAAUCCUGAGGCCCAUGGUCGGCCGCCUGGGGGCGCCCCUCGGAGAGGGGGUACUGUUAUGGCUCACUCAGCCUCGCCUUCACCUCCUCCUCCCACUCCUCACUGACUCUGCUGUGCACACCUGCCUCCACUUCACAAUCAACAGCCUGCCACUACAAAAGACCGGUCUGAACGUCAUUCAACGCCAGAGCUUCACCUAACCUCACAUGAAACUCCAAGCCAUCUCAGCCUUCCAACUCUGCAGUGCCUCCACCUCUCGUCAUUCCUUUAUUUUCUUGUUUAAUAAACACUCCCUCGGGCUCCUCAUUGCUGCGCUUUUGGGUCGAACAUUCCAACCACCAUAACAGAAGACCCA
Molecule: messenger RNA, 1180 nt
Organism: Corythoichthys intestinalis (scribbled pipefish)
Lineage: Eukaryota; Metazoa; Chordata; Actinopteri; Syngnathiformes; Syngnathidae
Exons: 4
Coding region: 1-819 (272 amino acids)
Molecular function (GO): nucleic acid binding
Source: RefSeq, a predicted model, not a curated record